Molecule: messenger RNA, 215 nt
Organism: Amorphotheca resinae ATCC 22711
Lineage: Eukaryota; Fungi; Ascomycota; Leotiomycetes; Helotiales; Amorphothecaceae
Exons: 1
Coding region: 16-189 (57 amino acids)
Source: RefSeq, a predicted model, not a curated record
GUAUCGCAUUCUGAAAUGGCGAUCGAGGGAAGAACGUUCUUCCUUUCGUCAUGCCUCUCCCAUAUCGAACUCUCCUCUAUCUUGAACUUUGCAUUCCAUAUGUUCUUGGCUUCCCAUAUUGUUUUCAUCGCCAUUCAUUAUCGUCACCUUGCUGGAAGAGAUUCCUUUCUUAGGGGAAACUGGUCUUAGCUCCAAGAGCCAAGGCGGGCCUCGAC